AUGGAUGCGACUAACACUUCAAAGACAACAGAGAUAGUGACCGAAACCCCUCGCCAAGAGGAAGGCCUCAACGAAAAGUCCAACCCUGGCAGCCAGGUGAAUCUGGUUUACAGCGAUGCCUCCCAAGAGCCUGAGAUCCAUCUUCGAACCUACAUUGCUGUUGUGGCCAUGCUGGUUCUCAGCUACGUUCAAAUUAUUGCCCUUCAAGGGCCUCCGCUUGUGGCAACUGCCACCCCUACACGCUCUCCCUCCAACAAAUGGAAUGGCCGCUCCUUGGCAAGACGUAUCUCCAACUCGCCGCAGUGGAUGCAAAUGGCCAUGUGGGGGUUCACAGCAGUUUCCAUUCUCAUCGGCUACCGACCUAGAAAGCGAUAUACAGUCUACCAUGAAAUGCCUCUCGGUCAAAAGAUCAAGGCCCUUGACUUGAUCGGAGUAGGUCUCUUUGCCUCCGGCCUCACUCUAUUCCUGGGCGGACUUAAUCUAGGCAACGGGCAGUUUGCUUGGACGGACAGCAAGGUCCUUUCGACUCUGAUUAUAGGGCUUGUGACGCUGCUAGCUUUCACUGUUAUUGAGUGGAGAGGAACCAAGAGCGUUUCCACAUAUAUGCCACCAACAUAUGCCAGGACAACCUCUCUAUUUGAACAAGAUCCCUUGCUAGUGGCCGUGCGUGCCCAACCCUUUUGGAUGGCGAGCGGACUAUCAACUCUUUUCUGGGGCUACUGGAGCAUCAAGGCCAAGUCCAUCCGAGUUCCUCUCUCGGCAGCGUUUCUCAUCUUUACCGGCGGCAUCGUCGGGUUCGCCACCAUUCAGCCAGAUGACUCGUUGGGCACCUGGUUCUUUGCUGGCGUCUCCGGCAUUGGAUUUGGCGGCCCUCUUAUCUUGAUUAUUACAGGCAUCCAACUUGCAACGCCACAUGUGCUCAUUGCAACGGCCACGGCACUGGCCGUCACGACUCGUGCUGUUUCUGUGGCGGUGUUUACAGUCAUCCUUAGCAUUGCCUUCACCGAACGGCUUCAGCCAAACAUUGUCAGUCAGGUGUCUACGACCGCACUCAAGGCCGGGCUCCCAGCGCCGUCAGUGGUAGUUUUUGUUGCGGCUUUGGCUGCCAAGGACAUGGCGGCCCUCCGGUAUAUUCAAGGUGUCACGCCUCAAAUUAUCGCCGCUGGUAUUCAGGCCCUGAGAUAG
This is a messenger RNA of Metarhizium acridum CQMa 102, 1185 nucleotides long. RefSeq lists its product as uncharacterized. NCBI's taxonomy places the organism in Eukaryota, Fungi, Ascomycota, Sordariomycetes, Hypocreales, Clavicipitaceae. The record is from RefSeq and is a predicted model, not a curated record.